Molecule: messenger RNA, 2165 nt
Organism: Cheilinus undulatus (humphead wrasse)
Lineage: Eukaryota; Metazoa; Chordata; Actinopteri; Labriformes; Labridae
Product: UDP-glucuronosyltransferase 2A1-like
Exons: 6
Coding region: 22-1620 (532 amino acids)
Molecular function (GO): UDP-glycosyltransferase activity
Source: RefSeq, a predicted model, not a curated record
UCUCCAUUUGACACAGGCAUUAUGAAGCAAGAGGAGUGUUUCUCCCUUUCCCUCCUUUUGCUUCUUUGUGCCACAUGGAGCGCAAAUGGAGGGAACAUUUUGGUGUGGUACACCGAAGGCAGCCACUGGAUUAACAUGAAGCCUGUGCUGGAGACACUGAUCAACAGGGGACACAGGGUGACGGUUCUUGUGCCGAGUUCUUCAAUGUUCAUGAACUCUAGUGAGCCUUCACGCUUUGGCUAUGAACCUUUCAAUGUCUCUGCCUCGCUGGAAGAAAUGGUGGCAUUUUUUGAAGAAUACCUUCACUUUUCAAUGUAUGAGAUUGACCAUUUGAGCUACCUGCAGACUUACAUCAAAUACAUGGAUAUAAUGAGGACCGACUUGCAGUUUUCUCUUAAGAGCUUGGACGGAGUGCUGAAAUCAGAAACUGUCAUGGCAAAGCUGAGGGAGGCAAAAUAUGACCUUCUCUUUUCUGACCCAAUCUAUCCAGGUAGUGACUUACUGGCAGAUUUACUGGACAUCCCAUUGGUGUUCUCCCUGCGCUUUUCUCUAGCCCAUAACUGGGAGAGAUAUUGUGCUCAAUUACCAGCACCACCUUCAUUUGUCCCGGGCACAAUGAGCAAACUGACUGACGAGAUGGACUUCCCAGAGAGGGUGUGGAACUUCCUUUUCUAUGCACUGCAAGACCUUGCCAUAUACGAUGUUUAUUGGAAAGAACUCAAUAAAUAUUACUCUGACUACAAAGGAACACCGACAAGUGCUUGUGAGAUGAUGGGAAGAGCAGAUCUCUGGUUAAUACGAACCUACUGGGAUUUUGAGUUCCCUCGGCCUUUCCUCCCAAACUUCAAAUUUGUUGGUGGAAUCCACUGCAGACCUGCUAAACCUUUACCAGAGGAUAUGGAAGAGUUUGUACAAAGUUCUGGCGAUGCUGGAAUUGUGAUCUUUACUUUAGGAUCGUUUAUUCAGAACAUCACAGAAGAGAGAGGAAAUAUGAUAGCCUCAGCCCUCGCUCAGAUCCCACAAAAGGUGCUGUGGAGAUACGGUGGGAAAAAACCAACCAAACUCGGUGCCAACACCAGGCUAUAUGACUGGAUUCCCCAGAAUGACCUAUUGGGUCACCCUAAGGCCAGAGCUUUCAUCACCCAUGGUGGCACAAAUGGGAUUUAUGAGGCCAUCUACCAUGGAGUUCCCAUGGUGGGCUUGCCCAUGUUUGCUGACCAGCCUGAUAACCUGGUCCACGUUGAGGCUAAGGGAGCAGCAAUUGUCUUAAACUUGAACUUCAUAAAGACAGAGGACCUUAGGGAUGCAGUCAACGCUGUCAUAAACAAGAAAUCGUACAAGGAGAAUGCCAUGCGGCUGUCCAGCAUUCACCAUGACAGACCAAUGAAGCCUCUAGAUGAAGCUGUUUUCUGGAUUGAAUACACCAUGAGAAACAAAGGGGCCAAGCACCUCAGGGUGCAGGCCCAUGAGCUCACCUGGUAUCAGUAUCACAGCCUGGAUGUCCUGGCAUUUCUCCUCUCCAUUGUGCUGCUCAUGAUUUUCAUCCUCAUUAAGACAUGCAAAUUCUGCUUCAGGAGGUGCUGUGGUAGAAGGAGAAAUGUAAAGAAAAAAGCUGAGUAAAAGACUUGUAGAAGAACUAGAAAUAUUGAAACAAAUCAUCUAAUAUUUGGUGAAGUAGGGUGUGCUUAUUUAGAACUGUAUGAUUUGUUUGAGCAACGUUCCUAAAGAUACACUUUCUUUAAUCUGUACAUUCAGUUAAAGAGUGAAAGCCAUUUUUACACAAGUACAAACACACUUUGUAACUCCUCCUCCUUGUCAGAGCUUUUUAUAGCCUGCAGUAAUUACUCCAAUCAGUGACAGGUGCACACUGAUUUGCACCUGCACCAAAUUUGAUAUUAAAAGCUGAAUGCUGAUUGGCUGGUAUAGGCUGAAGAGAAAAAAAAAACAAGAAUACUUUCAUUGCCUUUAUUUGAAUUAUGCUGAUAACAGGACACCCUUUCAUGGUCUUGGUACAGUGAUACCACAUAUUUUAUGACAUAUGGGCUACAAAUAAAAAUAUAACAAAGAAAUUCAAAAUGGUCAUUAAUCAGUGAUUAAACUAAAAAUGAAAAGCCCUCCUAUGUAACAGAACUUCACAAAAAAAUAAAUGUGGCUAUAAAAAUUUC